AAGAUUCCCCGUCUCCCCAGCCCCCAAUGCCAAAGUAAUUCCGGCGCACAAAAAAACGCUGCCUUUUCUCGCAUUCCGCGGCCAAGAGAAAACCCCAAACUCUACUCGGCCGCUGCGCUAUCUCGCCCACCGGAGCGCGACGACAUGGCCUCCGCCUCCUCCCUCUUCCUGGCCUCCCCCAUCUCCACCGCGCCAGGGAUCCGCACACCCUCCUCCCCGUGCCCCGCUCGGCCGUCCCUGCGCCCCCGGCGGCCGUCCCUGGCGGUGGCGGCCGCGCUCCAGGCGGCGCACCAGCCGGCCGUGGCCGCGGCGCCGAAGCCGCCGGCCCUCCCGUUCCGCGUGGGCCACGGCUUCGACCUCCACCGCCUUGAGCCGGGCCUCCCGCUCAUCAUCGGCGGCGUCAGCAUCCCCCACGACCGCGGCUGCGACGCCCACUCCGACGGGGACGUGCUUCUGCACUGCGUGGUGGACGCCAUUCUCGGCGCCCUGGGGCUGCCGGACAUCGGGCAGAUCUUCCCGGACACCGACCCCCGGUGGAAGGGUGCAGAGUCCUGCGUGUUCAUGAGGGAAGCUGUAAAGCUAAUGCAUCAAGCAGGCUAUGAGCUGGGGAACCUUGAUGCUACACUGAUCUUGCAAAAACCAAAAAUUAGCCCGUUCAAGGAGACUAUCCGAUCUAACUUGUGUGAACUACUCGGGGCGGAUCCAUCUGUUGUCAAUCUCAAGGCCAAGACACAUGAGAAAGUCGACAGUCUAGGAGAAAACAGGAGUAUAGCUGCUCAUACCGUAGUUCUCCUGAUGCGGAAGUAGAGUGUUAGAAGUAUACUACAUAAUACAGUAAUUGUAUUGUAUUGUAGUGUUGCUGUACAAGAGGUUACUACACUAUCCCUGUGGUAUAGUCAAUACGGAAGCUUCAGGGGAAAGUAGUAAAGCUGAGUACACAAGAGAAAUGUGUAUCCAGCCUGUGUCUCCUGUUAUUGUUCCAAAAUUGUAUUCUUGUCUUGCAGGGUACUAGAUAUCAAUCAUUUUGGAAGUUCUUGUUAUUUUCUUACCGACCUUAAGAACCAUUCACAAAUUAUACAGCAAUAUACUAGUAUGAGGAUUUUACAUGUGA
Molecule: messenger RNA, 1111 nt
Organism: Triticum dicoccoides
Lineage: Eukaryota; Viridiplantae; Streptophyta; Magnoliopsida; Poales; Poaceae
Product: 2-C-methyl-D-erythritol 2,4-cyclodiphosphate synthase, chloroplastic
Exons: 3
Coding region: 145-807 (220 amino acids)
Biological process (GO): terpenoid biosynthetic process
Molecular function (GO): 2-C-methyl-D-erythritol 2,4-cyclodiphosphate synthase activity
Source: RefSeq, a predicted model, not a curated record